AGAGACAAGAGUGAGCCUCCGCACACCCCACGGGCGGCACGGACGAUCCAGCGCCCCACGAAAGACACUGUUGCUUCCUGAUGGCUCUGCCGUCUGUCACCCCGCGGCGGCUGGGACAGCGAGCGCCCCGCGACAGCACGGGGCAGCGGGGACAGAGCCCACCGGCCGCCUCGGGCUCCCGAGCAGGGCGCGCCCCCGGUCCCAGGCCUCGGCUCCGGGGGCCCUUGGCUCUUAUCUUCGUCGUCCUGGGUGUCCUGCUGUCGGUCACAGCUGCCUCAACCAUGCCCACAGGGAAGGACGGAGUUCACCAGCAAUUAACUGCCCCACAGGGAUGGAGGCGCAGCUUCUGGGAGUUGUGUCCACCAGGAUACCAUGUAUCAGAAGGUGGAAAAAACUGUGUAUCCUGUACAAAUGGAGUGGACUUUACUAAUCACUGGAAUAUGCUCCCUUCCUGCUUACCAUGUACAAUCUGUAAAUCAGGUGAAGAAGAGAGGACCCCUUGCACGGUGACUAAGGACACACAGUGUCAGUGCAAACCCGGAACUUUCCAUGAAGAAGACUCACCUGAGUUCUGCCAGAAGUGCAGCACUGGGUGCCCUGAUGGGAUGGUCGUGGCCACACCCUGUAGCCCCUUCAGCAACCUCAAAUGUGUGGACCGAAAAUCAGAUACCCAGGCCAGUGCGGAAGCCCUGGUUCCUGGAAAGACAGUGACCAUGAGCCGGAGACUGCCCACCACUCCCUCUCCCUCCUCAGGCGCUUCACAGCUGGUGAUCGGAAUUGUAGCUGCCGGUGUCCUCCUGCUGCUGGUGCUGAUCGCAUAUGUUUUCCGGAGGUUCUUCAUUCGAAGUCGUGGUGUGGACCCUAAGUGCGUGGACAAAGUCUUUUUCUGGUGCUCAUGUCCCCCAAGAGGUCCUGGGGCUCUGGACAAUGCCCACAACAACAUGCUGAUCAACAGAGAUUCGCUGUCCAUUCUGGUGGCCAAGAAGGACCUAGAAGACCAGGAGCAGGACAAGCUGACAGGUGUCAUGGUACAGUCUACGGAGGAAGCAAAACAUUUACUGGAACCAGCAGGAGCUGAAGGGUCUCACACGAAAGGAAGGCUGCUGGUUCCAGCAAACGGUGCAGACCCCACUGAAAGUCUGAGACUAUUCUUCGAUUACUUUGCAACCGCCGUGUCCCCUAACUCCUGGGACUCACUCAUGAGGCAGUUGGGCCUCACACGAAAUGAGAUCCUUCUGGUCAGAGAAGGGGUCCGGGUCCCUCGGGAUGCCUUGUAUGAAAUGCUAGAGACCUGGGUCAGCAACAAGGGACGGGAGGCCUCAGUCAACACCCUGCUGGACGCCUUGGAAACGCUGGGGGAAAGACUGGCAAAGGAGACGAUUCGGAACCACCUGGUGGGCUCGGGAAAGUAUGUCUAUGAAGAUGGUGAAGCAGGCUCUGCUGUGUCCUGAGUCUAAAAGAAUCUCUUUAUGAAACUACAGCUUCCCUACUUUACCUUUUCUUCUGGAAAGGGACACAUGAUUGGACACCAGCCUGGAUGAAACAGCCGGUACUUGACCAAUACUUGAAGGAACACUCUCAUCCGAUAUAUGUUGUAGAGUUCUAGAACUUUUAAGUAAAACUGGAGUAAUAUUUAUGAAAUGUCAUUGAUAAAUGAUGGUGGAAAUAUUUAUAAAUAUUUAUGCUUGUGUAUGUACUGAGAGUUGAUUUAGGAUGUCAUUUAGUUCAGAGCACUUUUUCAUCCUACCAGAAUUGCACGUUUUACGUGUAUUUUUUAAAUUGUGAGAUCCACCCAUGUUAUGUGUGUACUUAAUUAUGUCUAAUGAUGACUUAAUAUUUUAUGAUAACCAUCUUUCCAUUUUAAUGUUUUUGUAUAGAUUUAUAUGAACGUGGGAAACCUUUUGGAAAGGUUACUUACUAGGUUGACUACGUGGGUUCCCUGGAUGUGAGCAGGCAACCAUAAAAUCAGUAAAAAUACAGAGCGGGGCGGAGUACGAGGCCCAUUGCCGUGGGAGGCAUUGGUGGGAUCAAUUCUCCCUCAUAUGGGAGUUUGACUUUGUCUAGGAUUAGAUGACCAGCAACUUUUAAAGUGUCCAUCAUUUCCAACUGACAAUUUUAUAGGUGUGGGAUUAUUUAUAUUAUUUAUUGGUAGAUGUUUACAAAUGAGGAGUGAGGAGAAGUGGCAUCCACAUGCAGCCCUGUGUCUGGUAUCCGUGAAUUGGGCUGUCACGCGUGGGCCUCCUCCUGUUCAUCUAUGGACCUGAGUGGGAAGGGUGGGACAUGGGUGGGACACGUGAGUGUCAGAUAGCUUCUAUGUCAUGUGCCACGUCUGGUUUUGUUAGUGAACCUUCAGUUCUAUCUGGGCUCCAGGGAGAGAGGACAGGGAUCUGCUCCUAGUGUCUGCCAUGGUCUCUGGGAGGAAGAGUGGACGGUGCUCAUGGAUUGUGUUCAAUGUUGGCUGACUCAGUACUAGAUGAGCCCUCUCACUUACGGUGGUCUGUGAAUCUGAGUCCCAGAACAGCCUUUUUAGGGUACAGAUUCCAAAUAUGAGGAGCUUAGUGCCUCUGUAAGCAUCCCACUUCUGCAUGAAAGGGAACACAUAAACACGAAUUCUUUUUUUCUUUUUACCAUUAGAAUGUAUACUUUUUUUUUUCUUAAUUUUCCAUUUUAAAAAAUUGAAGUAUAGUUGGUUUACAAUAUUGUGUUACUUUCAGGUACCAAUUCUUAAAACCUGUGAGAAUUGGGCCUAAAAUGGCUGGAACUUUAGAGUUUUGUUCUUGUAUCACUUUCUCUUACUUUUUUAUUUGUAUAAUAUUAUAUAAUUUGCAGGGAUAUAAUAUAGUGAUUCACAAUUUUUAAAGGUUAUACUCCAUCUAUAAUAACCAUAAAGUAUUGACUGUAUUUUCUAUGUUGUAUCCUUGUCACUUAUUUUAUACAUAAUAUUUUGUACAUCUUAAUCCCCUACCCCUAUAUUGUCC
This is a messenger RNA of Balaenoptera musculus (blue whale), 2978 nucleotides long. Its product is annotated as tumor necrosis factor receptor superfamily member 10A-like. Gene Ontology annotation, cellular component: cell surface; plasma membrane. The coding region runs from base 81 to 1451 and encodes 456 amino acids. The record is from RefSeq and is a predicted model, not a curated record. NCBI's taxonomy places the organism in Eukaryota, Metazoa, Chordata, Mammalia, Artiodactyla, Balaenopteridae. Gene Ontology annotation, molecular function: TRAIL binding. Gene Ontology annotation, biological process: positive regulation of apoptotic process; TRAIL-activated apoptotic signaling pathway. The transcript is spliced from 9 exons.